AUGGCUUGGGUGUCAGAGUUGAUAGAGAAAAGGCCGAAGACCGAACAGGUGCUGCUCUACGCCUGCGAAAACGAUCAUGCUGCUGUUGCGCGGCUGAAGGAGCAGCUGCAGCAAAAGGUUUUGGUGCUGCCUUGCAUGGUUGAUAGGAUUUGUGCUGCUAGGAAUAUCUUUGCUGACAAGGGCGCGGGAAACACCCCCGCGUUGGUGAACAGUUUGUUGACUUCGCUGUGCAACAUUUCGCCCUUCUUUAGGAUUGAAGUCUUAGCAGAACCUUAUGAAGGAGAAAUUGUGGUUUUGGAAAGGCCCCAAUUUGCGCCGCCGCCGCCCUUUGGGGGCCCCAAUGUGCAUGCGCCCCAGCUUCGGGCGGCGGCGCACUACCUCUGCCAGCGCAAGAUAGGACUUGUUAAUGGCAUGCAUACCACUCUAGCUUUUUUAACUGCAUGCAGCAGACGCGACGAGCUGCUUGCUGCUGCUAAGGAAGCAGCAAAGCCAAGGACGGCCCGCAGCAGCAGCAGCAGCAGCAGCAGCAGCAGCAGCAGCAGCGGCAGCAGCAGCAGCGCAGACGCCAAAGGCAGCAGCAGCAGCAGCAGCAGCAGCAGCAGCAGCAGCGAGAGCCCCGACCCGCUGCUGGUGGCGCUGCGCUCUGUCCCGCUGCUGAAAGAAGCAGAAAUGCAGCAGCAGCAAAAAGAAACAAUGUGGGCCUGGCUCACUGCCAGGUGUCUCCAAGUCCUUUGGGAGCACGAUAAAGAAGUCAUCAAGGUUCCAUACGCGUCUGUUGACUAUUUAUACCUUUUUGGAGCAGCACAUGUUUGGGUCUGUGCCAUUGGCAUCGAUUUUGCUCAAACACGCUACCAUCAGCGCCUUCGAGAUGAUAGACGAAGCUGGCAGGCUGCUGCAGCAGCUGCAAAGUCAGCAGCAACUGCAGCAGCAACUGCAGCAGCAGCUGCAAAGACAGCAGCGACUGCAGCAACAGCUGCAAAGACAGCAGCAACUUCAAAGACAGCAGCAACUGCAGCAGCAGCUAAAGCAGCAACUUCGGCGUCAGUGGCUGCAGCAGGUGCAGCUGGAGCAACAGCAAAAACAGCAGCUGGCAGCAGGGCGCAGCAUCAGCAGCAGCUGCUGCAGCACUUGCUGCAGCAGCAGCAGCAGCAGCACCUGCUGCAGCAACAAGUUGAAUCUAGUGGCGCCUACGUAGCAGCAGCUGCUAUUGCGUCAUCAACUGCAGAAGCAGCAGCUGUUAACGUGUUUGUAUAG
This is a messenger RNA of Eimeria necatrix, 1254 nucleotides long. RefSeq names its product Mannitol 1-phosphate dehydrogenase , related. The record is from RefSeq and is a predicted model, not a curated record. Lineage: Eukaryota; Apicomplexa; Conoidasida; Eucoccidiorida; Eimeriidae. Bases 1 to 1254 code for a protein of 417 amino acids. Gene Ontology annotation, molecular function: ice binding. The transcript has 9 exons.